AUGAGGAAGGAAACCCAGCAUAAGAAAGCAGAACAGCACUUGCUUCACAUGCUCCUCAUGGACUGAACGGAUGGCUGCCUCGAUCAGAAGAUAGUGAGCGCAGUGUCCUCCCAAACAAAGCUGACAUUGGAAACCAUGAACUCCACGGUGAUAAAGGGCUUCAAUGGGUCUGAGCGGUGCCCCAGGGACACACGGAUAUCACAGCUGGUGUUCCCAGUCAUCUACACCAUCGUUUUCUUCACAGGCAUCCUGCUGAACACCUUGGCCCUGUGGGUGUUCAUUCACAUCCCCAGCUCCUCCACCUUCAUUGUCUACCUCAAAAAUACGUUGGUGGCCGACUUGAUAAUGACGUUCAUGCUUCCAUUUAAAAUCCUCUCUGACUCACACCUUGGACCAUGGCAACUCAGGGCCUUUGUGUGUCGUUUCUCUGCAGUCAUCUUUUACGAUGCCAUGUAUGUGGGCAUCAUACUGCUAGGCUUCAUAGCCUUCGAUAGAUUCCUAAAGAUCAUCAGGCCUUUUGGCAAAUUUUUUGUACAAAAACCUGAUUUUGCGAAAAUGAUCUCGACCUCUGUGUGGCUCUUUUUGUUCCUCAUCUCUCUGCCCAACAUAAUCUUGAGCAACAAGGAAGCAACACCAUCAUCUGUGAAAAAGUGUGCCUCCUUAAAGGGUCCACUGGGGUUGAAAUGGCAUCAAGUGGUGAACUACAUAUCCCAGGUCAUUUUCUGGACUGUUUUUGUCCUGAUGCUUCUGUUUUAUGUGGUGAUUGCAAAAAAGGUAUAUGACUCGUACAGAAAGACCAGAAGCAAGGACAGCAAGCAGAACACAAAGCUGGAAGGUAAAGUGUUUGUUGUUGUGGCUGUAUUCUUUGUGUGUUUUGCUCCAUUUCAUUUUUCCAGAAUUCCAUACACUCACAGUCAAACCAACAGCAAGACUGACUGCAGGCUGCAAAAUCAAUUGUUCAUAGCUAAAGAAACAACCCUCUUUUUGGCAGCAACUAACAUUUGCAUGGAUCCCAUAAUAUACAUAUUCCUAUGUAAAAAAUUUACAGAAAGGCUACCAUGUAUGAGAGGGAGGAAGAUCACAUCAUCAACCCAAGAAAAUCGUACUAUUCAGACAGACAAUAUAACUCUAGGCUGAUAACUUUAUACUGGUUACCUAAUACUUAAUCGACAAGAGAGUCUGGAAAAUCAAGUUUAAGCGAGGAAAAAAGGAUGGAGCAAAUCCUUUUUUUUAUCCUGCUGUACACAAAGGAUUCUACAAAUUUUAACUGCGCAUACAUCAAUUUAUAAGCAGAGUGAAGUAUCAGUCAGAGAAAUGUAAGAGAAAGCAAGUGGCCAUUAGAGGUCACCAUUCUGAGAGCACUCACUUAGGAUUUGGAAAAGAUACGGAUAAACUUGUAUUAUUAAAAACCUCCUUCCAAAACACCUCCUCACAUUCUCUGACACACAAAACUCAAACAACUGCUUCUCUAUCUCACAAGUGUUGAUACUUGCCAAUUUAAAAACAAAACAAAAAAACCCAUGAAAGUCUUUUGAUGAAAGCUGAAGCUUCUGGAUAUUAAACCUUGGGGGAACUGAAGUCAGUCAAAAAACCCUGAGAAAGCUUGGAUGAAGGAGUUUCUCCUUAUUAACUGUUAAGACCCUUGCUCAGUAUAAAGAGUACUGAGAUUAUUUCAGUAUUCCAUAGGAGGCACUAAACCAUUACUAAGCCAUGUAACAUAUUGUACUCUUGUAUGUUGCAUUUGUCUUACAUGUGUAUGAUUUAAGGGCACAAAUAUUGUACUGACCGAUAUUCUUUGGAAAUCUCCCUCUGCCCAGGAAUGCCCUCUAAUGGUGGCUAAAUAUGCCACCUACACAGCCUCUCUUCUCCUGCCUCACACCUCCAGUUCAAAGUAACUACUUCACCCACUGUUUGGCUAUGCAUUAGGGCUUUCAUUGCAGAUUUCCCUUUGCUAAUUACCUAUGUUCAUGACUCUGUCCCCAAAACAUGGUCAGGAUUCAUUAAGAAAGACAACAUGUUUUAAAGACAAAAAACACGUCAUGUUUUCUUGGUAUCUCCCAAAUUUCUCCCUACAGAGAGUGAAUUACAAAUGUUUUAAACAGAGGGGUGCCUGGGUGGCUCAGGUGGUUAAGAGUCCGCCUUUGGCU
Hyaena hyaena (striped hyena) is the source of this 2147-nucleotide messenger RNA. It is a transcript of the gene P2RY13, whose product is annotated as purinergic receptor P2Y13. The record is from RefSeq and is a predicted model, not a curated record. The transcript has 2 exons. Gene Ontology annotation, biological process: G protein-coupled receptor signaling pathway; negative regulation of adenylate cyclase activity. Gene Ontology annotation, molecular function: G protein-coupled purinergic nucleotide receptor activity. Lineage: Eukaryota; Metazoa; Chordata; Mammalia; Carnivora; Hyaenidae. Gene Ontology annotation, cellular component: membrane.